Molecule: messenger RNA, 708 nt
Organism: Exophiala bonariae
Lineage: Eukaryota; Fungi; Ascomycota; Eurotiomycetes; Chaetothyriales; Herpotrichiellaceae
Exons: 1
Coding region: 1-708 (235 amino acids)
Cellular component (GO): nucleus
Molecular function (GO): histone H4 acetyltransferase activity; histone H2A acetyltransferase activity; protein N-terminal-serine acetyltransferase activity
Source: RefSeq, a predicted model, not a curated record
AUGGCGGAUUCAGGUGACUCAAACAAUAAUACUAAUCAAACAUCACGCCGGCUGAGGAGCAAGGCACAGGAGAAGGCCAUCACCCAAGGCAAACUCGUCGAGACCACCAACUCAUUGACUUGUGUGGAAUUCUUCGAUAAGUUUGCACUUGAAUUACCCUUGACACCCCAAGUCAAAAAUACUGGCAAUGCCUUGAUCGUGGACAGAGCAUUCGAGGAUGCUUCUACAAUUUCCAAGCAUGUCCAUGAGAAAUGUCUUGAUCUCAUUGAACAGACCAGUGCCCAUGACUACCGAAACUCGGAAACCGGGUGGUCGCGUUCCAAAAAGAAAAAGGAAAUGAAAUUGCCCGAUAUGAAGUACAUCAUCUUUAAAGACGAGCGUUCCGAAGAUGUCGCUGGCUUUGUUUCCUUCAUGGUCACCUACGAAGACGGCUUUGAGGUCAUCUAUGUCUAUGAAAUCCACCUAGCUGCCGAAUGGCAAGCCCAAGGACUGGGUAAAAGUCUCAUGCUUGCCAUGGAAGCCAUCAGCAAGAAUGUUGGCGUGGAGAAGGUCAUGCUCACGGUCUUCAAAUCCAACCAUCGCGCCGUGGAUUGGUAUCGCAAGCUGGGUUAUGUUGAGGAUGAGUUCUCUCCACAAGCUCGCAAGCUGAGGAAUGGCACUGUGAAGGAAUCCACAUAUAUCAUUCUCUCCAAGGCGCUGAAGAAAUAA